CUACAGUUCGGCUUAUUACUCUAAAUAAAAUUUCCCGCGUUUAACUUUUAACCUUAACUAAACAAUAACUUAAAGUUUGAACAAAUUUAAACAUUAAAUGGAGGGACAAACAACUCUAAAUCAGUAUUUCACAGCUCGAAAAAAUGAUAUUUCGAUGCAGCCAUCAAAGAGGAGAAAGUUAGAUCUUACUACGAUAAUUGAGCCAAAUAAUCGAAACCGUCGAACUUGUUUCAAAAAUAAAGCUCAAUUGGAAGUAUUAGAUUUGUUCAAAGACUCAUCUAAAAGUGUUCAAAAGAUUGAAGAAGCAAAAUCAAUUGAUGAUCGCUACUCUCCUAAAAUUCAAGUUGAAGUAAGUUUAAAAAGAAAAUCCACAGCAGAAAACUUAGAAAUACUUAAUCAAGAACUAAUUUCUAAAUCAAUCAGCAAUAAUAAUGAUAACCUACCAAGUUGUAAUAAAAAUGAAGUCAAAUGUCAAUCCAAAGAUUUAAAUAUUUUGAGAACCAACUUUACUAGAAGAAAGUUAAAAACAGUUUCUGCUAUAAAUGAACAAGCAAAAAUGACUUUAUUUAGUAGAGGAUCUAAAUUAGUAAAUGCUGGGUUAGUAAAGUCAUGUGGUAAACCAUACAACGAUAAAAAAGUAUCUAACUCACAAAAAAUUGAUUUAACGACAAUACCAUUAUUAAAUGAAAAAGAAGAAUUAAAAUCACAACAAAACCAAAACUUUUCUCAAUUGUCGCAAAAAAAUUUUAAUGUCGAGAAAGUAGCUGAUAUUUCAAAACAAUGUAACUUAACACAAUUUUCUGGCAUAAUUGAAACUGAUUCUGCUAUAACCCCUAUAAAUAAAAAAGUAGAACCUAAAUCAGGACUUCGUAAUAAGUAUGCCCAUUUAUUGCAAAUAGACAUGUGCAUAGAUGAAAAAGCUAUGGCAGACAAAAAGAUGGAUACCAAUUUAUGUGUGAAUGAUGCAGAAGAAAAGUAUAUAAAACCUAAUCAACCAGCUUACUUAAAGUAUAAACAUCUUCUCCACAAGAGCGUGUCAGAAUCAUUAAAUCUUCCUAAUAAAUAUAAAGUUAUACUUGAAAUGAUACGCUGUGUAGAUUCAAUACUGUAUCUUUUGAAUCAAAGAAAAGAAGUCUGUACAUUUGAUAGGCUUAAACAGUCUGUCCAAUCAAUGAAUGGAAGGGAUUUUAACUUGAAACAUUUAGCAUCAAUAAAAACUGUCUAUCCAACUGGAUAUGUCUUUCGUCAAGAGAUUCUUCAAAAAAUCAGUCCUGUUGAUUAUCAUUUGACAAUUGAAGCAAAUUUUAAAGAUGUAACAUCUUCUAAUAUUAUUACUCCUUCAGUACUGAUUACAAGGCGUUUGAAAGUUGAAAAUAUUCUUGUAAAUAUAACUAAAAUGCAUCAUCAGAAGUUUUUACAACAGUUAAACAUAAAUGUGGAUAAUAAUGAUGUUCAAAGAUGGCAUCCUGACUUCAAACUAAAUUCUGUUCCUGAUAUUGAAUUAUCAUUAUUGCCUAGUGCACCUGUUCUUAAAUGCUACUCAAGUGCAGCAGAUAUUUUAUUACAAAACAAGAAAGAUUUGUCUUGCAAGGUUGAAAAAGCUCUUGAAAGUGUGGUGAGAAAAUCUUUGUCAAAAGAGGAAAAAAAUGAUGUUGAAAAUCUUUCUGUAGCUAAUACUCAAACUAAGUCAAGUAUCAAGAGUCUAAAGGGUGUUUCGAAUGAACUUUUAGAACGAAUUAAACUUAAAGAGCAGAAGAAAAUAGAACAGGCUUUGACCUGUGAUCCUGCGGUUAUAAAACGCAUGGCUCUUAUGGAAAAGUUGCCUGAAAUGGCUCGUAUACUCAAAACUUUUUUUACAGCUGAGAAAAAAGCUGCAAUCACUCUUGAAGAUUGUUUAUUAAAGCUAUGCGAGAGUUAUGCAACAGCUAUACCACCGAGCGAAUGUGAAGAUCUACUACGAUUAUUAGCAGAACUUGUUCCGUCUUGGGUUACUAUUGUUUCAGUGCGCAAGUGUCCCUACAUAAAACUUGCGCGCGAUGUUGAUCUCAAUAAUGUCAUGAAUGUGCUAUUAACUGCAAAAAAAAAUCAAGAUUUUAAAACCGUAUAAUUUUUAACAUUUUAUAUUUUAGAACUGUAUAUGAUUAAUUUAUUAAUCAAGAACUUAAAUUAUUAAAGGUUGUAAACAAAUAUUUAUUAAUAUUUUUAUUCUAAUAAA
Hydra vulgaris (swiftwater hydra) is the source of this 2215-nucleotide messenger RNA. RefSeq names its product DNA replication factor Cdt1. Gene Ontology annotation, cellular component: nucleus. Gene Ontology annotation, biological process: DNA replication preinitiation complex assembly; DNA replication checkpoint signaling; regulation of DNA-templated DNA replication initiation. Gene Ontology annotation, molecular function: DNA polymerase binding; DNA binding. The record is from RefSeq and is a predicted model, not a curated record. Lineage: Eukaryota; Metazoa; Cnidaria; Hydrozoa; Anthoathecata; Hydridae.